AUGAAGGUUUUAAUUCUAUCGGAAUAUCUUCAUCCUCAAACUAGUGGAAUAACUGUUCGUAUAGAAUAUUAUGUAAAAUAUUUACGAAAAUUUGGUCAUCAUGUAACUGUUUAUGGUCCAACCGAUUGUCCAACAGCUGAUAAAAAAUUAUAUAGUAUUCCAUUUUAUUUUAUUAAUAAAGACAUGCGUUUAUGUUUACCAUCAUUUCAAUUAUAUAAAGAUAUUAUUUUUCAAAAAUAUGAUAUAGUUCAUAUUGUUGGUCCAAAUAUCUUGCUUUGUACAAUACUUCUUUUUUUACUUUGUAAAUUAAUGGGUAUAACUGUUUGUGCAUCUUUUCAUACAAAUAGUCUUGCAUUCUUCAAAGAAUAUUGUCCAAAUCGUGUUCUUUUUAAAUUAACUGAAUGGUGGGGAAUAUAUUGUCAAUACUAUCCACCAAUUUGGCUGAAAAUUCCCAUAUUACAUCCGGAAAAUUUUACCGAUUUGAAAGUUUGUUGUAACAAUUUUGAUCAAGGACAUAUUUUAUCGACGGGAAUUGAUACUGAUUUAUUUAAAUAUUCGCCAAAUUUUAUCAAAAACAAACUUGUUUAUAUUGGUCGAAUAGCACCGGAAAAAAAUUUAUUUCGAUUAAUCGAUUUGUUUAAAUUAGUUGAAGAUAAAUUUACUUUAGAUAUUAUUGGUUUUGGUCCAACUGAUAAUGCUUUAAAAGUUUAUGCCAAAGAAAAACAAGUGAAAAAUAUUCAAUUUAUUGGUAGAAUCGAUUACCAAGAUUUAUAUAAAUAUUAUCAAAGUGCACAAGCUUUUCUAUGUACAAGUUUAAAUGAAUCAUAUGGAUUUACUUUACUAGAAUCUAUGUCAUGUGGAACUCCUGUUAUCUAUCCAAAGUGUGAUGUUUUUCAAAAAUUAUAUAAACCAUAUUUUCCACAAUUAGAAUAUGAUGUUAAUAAUGACAAACAAUUUUUAGAUGCGUUGAAAUAUAUCCAAGAAAGUGAUGUACACUUAAGAGAAUCAUGUCGAACAUAUGCUUGUCGAUAUUCAUGGGAAACAUCGACUAAAGAUCUUCUAUCGAUUUAUGAAAAACUCUUAACUAAUCAUUCCAAAAAACAACCUUGA
Molecule: messenger RNA, 1110 nt
Organism: Adineta steineri
Lineage: Eukaryota; Metazoa; Rotifera; Eurotatoria; Adinetida; Adinetidae
Source: the annotation of a GenBank genome assembly